AUGACGCCAGUCGCCAUCGUUGACAUAUAUACUUCCGUUGUUCCGUCAGUGGUGACGAGCCGUGUGGGCGGUGACGCUGCCCUGCCCUGCCACCUUCGGCAUGCCACCCAGGACUCGUGGGCCGUGUCCGUGUCGUGGUUCAAGCGCGGCCUCUCGGGACCCGUCUACACGGUCGACAUGGGCUCUGGAAACUUCCUACAGGCCAGGCACAGACCUGCACAUCUAUGGGCCGGACGCGCCUAUUUCUCAUCGGCCGACGAACCGGCGCUACUCAUGAUCGGGGACGUCGCCGCUGCCGACGCCGGAUUGUACGUGUGCUCGGCGUUGUUCGGCAACGGUGCUCAGCGAAACUCCACCGUGCGCUUCGUCGUAGUCGUUCCACCGGAGACACCUGUCAUCAGAGACAAGUUUGGCAACAAGGUGGGCAAGGUGGCCGGCCCUUACCGAGAAGGCGAAUCGCUCACGCUCACGUGUGAAGUCAAUGGAGUCUGCCACCCCGCUGCCGGCGCGGUUCUCCUGCUGUUGUUCGGAUUCGUGUCUUCGACUCGGUCCAUCCAGCGGCGUGUGCCUAACGCGGCGCCGCCAGCGACGGCCGGAGCGAGAGACCCCUGCGUCAGCGUCGCCUCCGGCCUAUCGCCAUCCAUCAAGCUUGGCGUCGCCGGGAUUAGACCUUUAAUACUAAAAGAUGGCUUAUUUACUCUCCUAUAUAAGUAUUUCGUCCCAUUCUGGGAGAAAAGAAAGGCAUGGGGAGCCGAAGCUCCUCCGGCGACGCGACAAGCCGAGCUGACGACGCUUCGAAUGAUGAUCACGCCACCGCCGCCGCCGCCGCCGCCAAGCGUUCCCGAGCCGACGGUGACCUGGUGGCGCAACGGCAGCGAGCAGCUCCACCACACGGCCGACAGCUCGUCACACGGAGUGUCCCGGUCCACGUUGGAGCUGCCGCAGCUGCACCGGCACGACCUGAACGCGUCGCUGGUGUGCAAGGCCUCUAACCACAACGGAACCUACGUGGUCACCAGCGCCGUCACGCUCGACCUGUACCUGAAACCAUCCAUGGUGCGUAUUCGGUCCAAGCAGCGUCCACUGGCGGCGGGACUACCGGCGGAAAUCGAAUGUGAGGCCGCCGGAUCACGGCCACCACCUGUGAUCACCUGGUGGCGCGGAAAGGCCAAGAUAUCCGCCGACCACGUUAAGGUGAUGCCCAUAGGAAAUCGUGUUUUCUCUGUGGUAACCUACACCCCGACGAGAGAGGACAACGGCAAGCGACUUCGAUGCGUCGCCGAAAACCCGAACAUUGUGGGAAGCUUCAUCGAGGCGUCGUACAGCCUUGACGUUCACUACAAACCCCUGGUGACGCUUCAGUUGGGAAAACGGUUGCGGCUAGAGGAGAUCUUCGAGGGGCAAGACGUGUACCUGGAGUGCAGCAUCGACGCCAAUCCACGCGUGAGCGAAGUCGUGUGGCGCUUCGAAGGCAGCCAGGACGUGCACUCGGACCCGGCCGCCAAGGUGAUCACGAGCAACCAGUCGCUCGUGUUUCAGGCCAUUCAGCGUCUGAACGCGGGCCGCUACACAUGCGUCGCCAUUAACACCGAGGGCGAGUCGGUCAGCAACGAGCUACAUCUAAAGGUCCAAUACUCUCCAGUGUGCUCCAUUCGUCAGCGGAUUGUCUACCCGGCUGCGGCCCACGAAAUGCUGCAGGUUUCAUGCGACGUGGACGCGCACCCAUCGGCCGUCAGCUUUCAGUGGGCUUUCAACGGCAGUCUGCGCAACCACGAGCUUCAGACUUUCGUAUCCGAGGGCAGCCGCAGCGUGGCGUCGUACGUGCCGCGCGACAAGGCAGACUACGGCACGCUCCUGUGCUGGGCCACCAACAAAAUAGGUCGACAGAAAGAGCCCUGCCGUUUCCAGAUCGUGCCCAUAGGUCCCCCGAAGACCCCGUACAACUGCACGCUGAGCAACCAGACAGAGGACGCCCUCCUGGCCGAGUGCCGAGAGGACCCCAGUGGUGGCGGCGGUCUUCGCCAGCUGUACAACCUCGAAGUGCACGACAUCUCAUGCCACCGGCUGCUCGCCAACCUGAGCGCCGAGAGACCCGCCUUCUGGGUGCAAGGCCUUCCCGCGGGACUCAACUACGUGCUCGUAAUAUACGCUGUCAACGAGAUGGGCCGUUCGCAGCCAUUUCUACUGCGCGCCGAGGCAGCUGACCGAUACUGGGACGGCAUUUCGCGGCACGGGGCAGAGUGGGGCGGCUGCGAGCAGAGCAACUCGCUCGUCGUCAUUCUCAUCGCAGUCACCUUCGCCGCCGUCUUCUUCCUCUUUCUGCUCGUCAUUGUGGCACGCUGCCGGACCAAGAGGCAGCGCUUGAAGGCCAACACUGGUGACAAAAUUGUGCAAAACGGAAAAACAUCCCCUCGACCUUGCGACGGACCGGUCAACAUGACCACUUUCACCUGCGUCGAGGGUGACGACCUCCGUCCGACCGUGCUGGAAACGUCGCCGACCAAGCCGCCAUUCCACGCCGACUACAUCACCAACGUGAACAACCACACCCCGUACUUCUGCCGCCAGAAGAUCGUGGACUUCUGAUAUCCGGACGUGCUCUCCGCGAGCAGCGGAAAGGAGGUCCCGCGCAUGACUACCUUCGGCGGCGGUGCUACUUCGCAGGAAUACAGCGACAACUCGUGAAGAGAUGAGUCUCGUGGAGAGACGUGUGAGCUGACCGGUUGAGUCGAGAACUCACGGUGGAGGAAGUGUUAACGAUACCUAGUCAUUCAUGAGGGGUGGCACCGUGAGUGGACCUUGACCGCCGCGACUGAAACCCCGCGUCGGAAGAUAAUGGUCUCGUCGCUGCUUUUACGGCCCUGAAGAUAACGUGGGAUCUCGAAAAAACGUUCAACUUCGGUGUAUCGUUGUCGCCUGGGAGAAAGUUCAGCGACAGAAUGAAAGCGUCAACUACUGGCAUUUCUUCUUGAGUGCGUGACCACGGUGGCAGAUAAGAAGGAGUCGCUGGAAACUUUUACGAUGCCCCGGAUGUGCCACGGCCCUUCUUUGAACUGGUGCGUCAGUGAUGUGUGCGAACUGCAGGUUGUUCCUGCGCUAGCCAUAGUGACUAUACAAAGGUUUUUGCCAGAGCCCGUGUACUGGGAAGAAAGACUACGAACGAAGCUGACUUUGUGUCAAGUGUGCGCGGUUGGACUGCCACGAUGCCAAAAGAAAAAAAAAAACACGGAAGUGAUCAUGAACAAUAGGUGCUGUGUCGAGAACUAGAACGCGGGUACACUGGUGUAACUACACCGUGCGACUGGAGAACAAAAUAAUAUACUCACCUUACGAUAUACGUCCUAAAAAAACACUCAAAGACACUCAUGUACUUGAGCUUUGCGGAGAGAACGUUCAGUCGUGCUCGUUCUAUAGGCAUUUAAGGAUCUCUCGUGAUGCGUGCGGGCACAACCUCCUAUUCUAUCCAUCCCUACUGUGUCUAUGAAAUACUUGUAGUGUGGUCACCUUUCUUUUUUUUUUCUCCGUAGCACUCGCUCGCAUUAUGUCAUCCGAUGCGCUAAGAAAUUUAACGGUGAAGUGUCGCGAGGCCCUAGCAGUCUCUUCUCACACUCAGCGCGCUGCGGAAAGAACGACGUUCCACAUAAUCGCAAGCACGCCUGUUAAACGAUUCCAGGUAAAAAAAAUAAGCGCUCGUGAGCUCGUUGAAAGUAAGAACUGAGAGAAUCGAGGCUAUAAAACAUACUAGCCAUCUCUUGCGACCUUUGCGCUCUGACGGUGAGAUUACAUUCAAAAGGUUGUAUGUGAAGCAUGGCUCAUACUGCGCGGAAUAGGUUAUACAUCUGAGGGUAGAAAAAAACGUGGGAACGGCCCCGCGAGCAGCUGCUGCAUAUAUAGAAGAGGGGGAUUGCGUGCGUGGUCACUCGAGGAUAUUUUGAAUAAACGCCUAGAGUAGUUCUCAAGGUUCAGCUCAGUCCGGGCAUCUUUCUGGACGUACCGUUUACAAGCCAUGGAGAGCUCACGGAAAAGAAAGCACGCGAUGAAGAAAAUUCUGAUGAAGCUGCGCGGGAUCUAUGUUGUCUUGCGCGUGGCGAGCAGGCUUUCCGUCCUCGUGAACAUCGUGAAGGCGGCCUCUACACCGUUCAUUCCAAGCUCCACCUCAUUGAAGUUGUCUGAACGAAUGACCCUCGAAACGCUGUCGUCUCGAACGCAGGGAAGGAUUACGCAGAAUCCGCAGGACCUCGCUCAAGUGCCGCAUUCCUCCGUUGAUUGCGGUCGUCGACUUAGGCACUAUUUUGACAGACCACCGCUGAGUGGCGGGGUAAGUUUAGCUAAACGUCAGUAUGUACAGAGGAGCCCCAAAACGCGUAUGCUUCAACUUGAACAUUAUUAGUAUUUCUGUCAUUUUCCUUCAACGUGUUCGUCUUCAACGUGAACAGCAUUUCAGUUGUGACACAUUAUAUUAGGCUAUCAUGACGGUCCCCGUUCAAGAGCAGAACGUUCCGCUGCUCCGUGUCCGAUGGUGAUGGUGUAUCAGAAGACUACGUUGGCUGCGUCGGAUAUUCUUCACAUGACAUACGUUACCUCCGUAGUGUGAGUCAACGUAUCUUAAGCAGCCUAUUCCAUCCGGUUAACUCCAGUUUGUAAUUAGAAAGACUUAACCAAAUAAAGCGUGAAAAAAAAUUCACCACUGUCCAUUCCAGGACAGAUGCUGUUGUGAUAACGCUUUAAUUGCUGCUCUGGCGGUCGCGUGACUCAUGGCACACCUUCGAGAGGAAUCUAACAUACCGUGAAAGUUGAAUGGCAGCUCUUUACGUGGUCGUCAGAUGGCAGCGUUUCGGUCCGUACAGAUGUACAAGGCCCCGUCUGUGAAUCCGUCGCUCACUUUAAAGAGAGAAGAACAUUACAUGAGCAAAUGAAUGGGCGCAGCCUUUACUAGUCGAGGUCCUCGGCUAUUCUAGAUGACAACGGAAAUACUGUUCGGGAAGGUAGAAAAGGCGAACUGCACUUCAAUGGCGGCGGCUGCUGUUACGUACGUACGUCAGUUCUUUCGACCGCAAAGCUGUAUGCUCCAUACACGCGUCUGUACAUACAACAAUCUAUAUUUUAUACCACGUGCAACGCUCAUCGCGGCCUCUUCAUCGAAAUUGCUUCAUUUCAUGACAAUUACAGUGUCGUAUUUAUGGUGAGUGCGAUGAACUAAAAAAAAAUAAAAGAAACACGCGUCUAUAUAAAUAUAAAUACUUAUAGAUAUCUAUAUACAUAUAAGUGUACACAUCUCUGUGUGCGUGUCUGUGUGCUUCAAACUUCGAGCUUUCUAUAAAGGUCCUCUCGUUGCCUUCUCCCAACAUGUCUUUUUUUUUUCUUCUGCAAUGUGACGCAUGUGGUAUCGCUUGUAUGUGAGAUAAAUUGUUUCGUUAAGUAUCGAGCCGCGUCAUGUACGCGUUCUUAUGGUUUCUGAGGAUGAAAAGCUUUCCAUCUCGCUCUAGACGCAUUGCUCAGUACGUGAUAAAAGAACACCGCGUGGUUGUUUCUUUCUCUGUUCUAUUUCAUGUGCUGUACUUAGUUCUCAAAGCACGCGCGGUUCAACUCGUCUUGUCACAAACACUUACAUCUACCACCGCGUUCGCUUUGACUGUCGACGGGGCUGCAUUUUGCUGUGUUUCUCAGGAAGGAGGAGCCAGUGCACCGCAACAGUCCAAUGCGCCCUCGCGAAGGAAGGCGGGAAAAGGGAAAUGAUGCAUCGACACAAUCAGGUUGAAGUGUUAAUAAACGUACGAGUUAAA
Rhipicephalus sanguineus (brown dog tick) is the source of this 5783-nucleotide messenger RNA. Its product is annotated as hemicentin-1. The transcript has 14 exons. Lineage: Eukaryota; Metazoa; Arthropoda; Arachnida; Ixodida; Ixodidae. Gene Ontology annotation, molecular function: protein binding. The record is from RefSeq and is a predicted model, not a curated record. Bases 1 to 2586 code for a protein of 861 amino acids.